Molecule: messenger RNA, 1380 nt
Organism: Entamoeba invadens IP1
Lineage: Eukaryota; Evosea; Mastigamoebida; Endamoebidae
Exons: 2
Coding region: 1-1380 (459 amino acids)
Source: RefSeq, a predicted model, not a curated record
AUGAGUUUGCUUGAUGGGUACCACAUGAUGGUCGUUUCACAGUAUUUUGAAACGUUAAACGAUUUCAUUAAUUUGGAGUUAGUAAAUAAGAAGUAUCAAUACAACAUGGCAAAGUUUCACAAUAAUCCAAUUCCAAUUGAUAAAAAAACAAUAAACUUUUUUACACAUAUUGAAACUUUAAAUAUGUGGUCUUCUUUUGAUGAAUUUUUUGGAAAUGACAUUUUUGGAGUAGAGAAUGAGGUUUUGUCCAAUAAAAUCAAUUUUUUUCGAAUAAUUAUUUGGUUUGAAGUUGAUUACUCUUUCUCACUAAAACACAAAAACACCAACUUUGUGUUUAAAAACAUCACUUACACAAAAGAAGACCGUGCCAAAUUCAAACAUGCGAACAUACCAAAUACUGUCACCAAACUUGACUCUUUUGCAUUUACAAACGCAAACAUCACUUCUAUUGACGUACCACAACAAGUCACUUCAAUUGGAGAUAACUGCUUUUCUUGUUGUUAUCGUUUAAAAACGGUGAACUUAUCAACCCAACUGAAAUAUAUUGGCGAAGAGUGUUUCUGUGAAUGUAAUGCCUUGGCAUCAAUUGAUAUUUCACAAAAUGUUAAUUUACUUGGUAAAAGGUGUUUCACGACAUGUAACAAUCUCACUUCUGUGUCGUUACCCAAAUCUCUUUCUUAUCUUCCGUUUUGUUGUUUUUUCAAGUGUGUUCAUCUACAAAUGGUGAAAUUUCCACAUCAUCUCAGUUACAUUGAAAAAUGCUGUUUUGCACGUUGUUCCGCAUUGAAAACAGUGACAAUCAGAAAUAUCGAAAAUUUCAUUGGUGAAUACGCUUUUUUUAAUUGCGUGAAUUUGACAUCAAUUAACAUUGAAGGCAACAUUCAAAGUAUAGAGAGCAAAUGUUUCAAAAGAUGUAGUUCACUUGUUGAUAUUACACUUCCUAGUGGAUUGUCGUUUAUUGGAAACAACUCUUUUGAGGAAUGUACAAAUUUAAGUGCAAUUAAAAUACCACAAUGCGUAACAGAACUCCCCCGAAAGUGUUUUAAAAAGUGUUUUAAAUUGGAGAUAAUUGAACUACCAAGUGGACUUGUUAAGAUGGGAGAUAUGUGUUUUUUCGAGUGCUCAAAAUUGAAAAACGUUGUACUACCACAAACAACAAAAGAACUUGGAAAAGAGUGCUUUUCGCGUUGUAGAAGAAUGAAACGAAUUAAUCUACCAAGUGGAUUGAAAGAAAUAAAAUUGUUGUGCUUCGAAAAUUGUACUUUACUGAGAAUUAAAAUACCAACUACAAUUACAAUUUUCGAAGAAAGUAAAUGUCAUAAUACAGGGGGGCUAAAAAAUCGCUUCUGUCUUUUUAACCGCUUCCACUUAAUUAUAUAG